This is a messenger RNA of Durio zibethinus, 1775 nucleotides long. RefSeq names its product serine/threonine phosphatase 7 (gene PP7). Lineage: Eukaryota; Viridiplantae; Streptophyta; Magnoliopsida; Malvales; Malvaceae. Gene Ontology annotation, molecular function: hydrolase activity. The record is from RefSeq and is a predicted model, not a curated record.
GGCUAUCCAUAAACGACCACGGAGAUUGGCGGUCAGGUCAUCAGCUAAAAGAACACAAUUCUUGAAUUGUAUUAGUCUUAUAUUUGUAUGUUCCAAGUUCCAAUUAGGGCUUCCCAUUUUCUGAAAUAGUUUCUCAUCUGAAAAUAAAAACAACAGUUUUCCAAGAAAAAGAAAAAAACAAAAAAGACUAUAAUGUCAUCUGAUAACGGUAAUAGGAUCAUUAUUAUCAGUCCAAAUGCAAGAGAUGCAGAUGCCUUCCCCUCCACCACCACCACCACCACCACCACCAUCACAACCACCACUGUCACCUCCAGCGACAAUCCCUCCCCCUCGCCCUCCCCACCCCCUUCGGCUGCUCCGGUCCCUCUGUCUUGGCCCCCUGAUGGCAAGCUCAGCCUUGAGUGGAUCCAGCAUAUCAUGUCUGCGUUGGAGUGGUCUUCAAGAAAUCUGCCCCCCUCGGCCUUCCCCUCCGUGUUUCCUGUUCCCGUUUUUGAUGCCCUCAUACUUUCCGCUUCUAAGAUCCUGCACAAAGAACCUAAUUGUCUCCAAAUCAAGACCCUCGACUCCGAUUCAACGGUUGUGGUGGUUGGCGAUCUUCAUGGGCAAUUGCAUGAUCUUCUAUUCCUCCUCAAAGAUACUGGCUUUCCAGCCCAAAAUCGUAUCUUUGUUUUCAAUGGGGAUUACGUUGACAGAGGAGCUUGGGGUCUUGAGACUUUCUUGGUCUUGCUAGCAUGGAAGGUUUUCAUGCCGCAUAGAGUAUAUCUCCUUCGUGGAAAUCAUGAAUCCAAAUACUGCACCUCUGUUUAUGGAUUUGAGAAGGAAGUUCUGACAAAGUAUGGGGAUAAAGGUAAGCAUGUGUAUAGGAAAUGUUUGGGUUGCUUCGAAGGACUACCUUUGGCCUCUAUAAUUGCUGAGCGUGUAUAUACUGCUCACGGGGGCCUUUUCCGCAGCAUUCCUGUCACCCCUUCAAAGAGGUCUAAAGGAAAGAAGAAUCGUAGGAUAAGCCUCAACCCUGAACCUAACUCCUUAUGUCUUGGUUCUUUGGAGGAAUUAUCUAAAGCUCGAAGAUCAGUCCUUGAUCCUCCAUGGGAAGGAUUGAAUUUGAUUCCUGGUGAUGUGCUAUGGUCAGAUCCAUCAAUGAUCCCAGGCCUUUCCCCAAAUAAGGAGAGAGGUAUUGGCUUGUUAUGGGGUCCCGACUGCACUGAGGAAUUCUUAAAGAAGUUCAAACUAAAGCUAAUCAUCAGAUCACAUGAAGGCCCUGAUGCAAGAGAAAAGAGGCCUGGUCUUGCAGGAAUGGAUGAAGGAUACACCAUAGAUCAUGAUGUGGAGUCAGGGAAGUUGAUAACUCUGUUUAGUGCUCCUGACUACCCACAAUUUCAGGCAACAGAAGAGAGAUACAAUAACAAAGGAGCAUAUGUUGUACUGAAGCCCCCUGAUUUUGAUAAUCCUGAAUUCCAUAGUUUUGAAGCAAUAGCCCCAAGACCAAAGGUCAAUGCAUACUAUGACUAUGAGGACGUGAUUGAUUCAGAUGAAGACUUGGACUUGGCAUCAAUGGUGACUGCCUUGUAAUGUUCAGACUCGUUCAUUAGUUUUGAAAGUUGUAUAAUUACCCAUUAUUUUGUGGUGUUAAUUAUAUAUUGCAUCGAGAAGCAUUUUCCUUAACUUUCUAGCUGCUUGUAAUGUUAUGAGUUUCAACUCAAGAAAUCUUGUUUAAUUGUUCAACCUUUCUACUCUGAAAUACUGUUAAGAAAUGAUUAUUUCGUUGUAUUACCGAG